CAUCAUUGUGAACAGCUGUUUUGUGAUUCCAUUCUAGCAGGUCACAGUCUGUGCCGGUUUUCACUCAUAAAUUUUAUAUUUUUCUUGAUUAAAAAGUGUCAAAAUUAUUACAUAAAUAUAACGAAACUUAAUAAAAGUAUCACCAUGGAGCCAGUUUGCGAAGCAGACGCGGCCGACAAUCUGUUAAAAUUAAUAAGGCAGCUGAUAGUUGAAGAGGCCUACGAUGGAGUAAAAAUGCUUUUCUACGGGCCCGAUCCCAGCAAAUGCGCCAAAAACUUGCACCUCAUGCCUGCCAUCGCAAUGGACAUUUACAAUGAAAUAUGCUUUCCCAGUCUUAAUGAUGAAAUUAAUAGCGAUGACCCAGAACUGUUUGAUUGUAGCAAUGAGUUGCUCAAAUUGCUUGCCGACUACGCCCCGCUGGAGGACCUCAUGUUGGAGCUGAUGGAGAGAAUAGAAGAGAGCAGAAGCCAGGCUGUCUUUUCGGCUUACAUACGUGCGCUGCAAGUAGUGCUGUUACGUCAUGGCAACCAGAAACCUCAGGCCCUAGAGUGGUGUUUAAAUUCAGUGUUUACGCGCUUGCAAGAACUGCCGCUGCCCGCUUAUCUGAGUGAGGGAUAUGAUGCUGACCAAGCUCGCCUCCUCGAACAGGAUCCGAAGGUGGAAGAUUUGCUGGCGCAUUACAUCACAGUAGAGCUUUUCCUCGAGCCCCUUCUAACGGAUGUUGCUGUAAAAGAUGUGCCCACAGGCGCAUGCCAAACAUUUCGAGACUGCAGCAUGAGCAGGCGGAACAUAUUAACAUGCUUUUUGAUUCAAUUACUGGGCAAACCACUAGCACUGCUAGAACUUAGCUACGUCAAAAAGGACAUGACCGUCUCGUAUGUGCAGCAAAUUGUGAAGAGCCUAACAGAACACGUUACGCAGUGCAUAGGAGAUCCCUAUUAUCUGCUAGGUUUGGUAGAAAAACGGGCGCGCUGGCAGCGAAAACUCGACGCUGCUAAGGGAGUCUUCGAGAUGAGCAGCCAGAAUGUAUUUCUCAUUGAAGAGAAGUUGCCGCUUCACGCUCUUGGCAUGUACUAUCACGCGCUCUUUGUGGGCAACCUGUUGCCCCCUAACGCACCCAAAGUAUACUCAUCACUUUUCCUGUUGGAAGCGGGCAUUUAUCUGGGGGCCGUACUAUUGGAGCAGACCGAGCCCCCGCUUCAGUUCUCCGGCCUACGUCUCAUCGAACAUCUAGUGAGCGAAUUAACUGUUGAAAUACCAGAGGCAUCCCUCCAGAUGGAGGUGCACAAGCGCUUCUGUAUGGCUCUGUGCAGUAUCGUUGGUUACUCGCCGCAAGUGCCUCUACGCCAGCUGGGAUUAUGUGUUCUCCGCGACUAUAUAUUAAGCUUUGGGCACUCUGGCAAGUAUUUCAUAAUAAAGAAUUUACUGGAGACACUUCAACACGACGGAUUAAUGGGCUACCUGAGUAGUAUGUACAAGGAUCUGGUGAACCAGGCAUUGAACCAAAAUGAAACGCUGCCAGAGGUCUAUCAUGGAGCACAGUUCCGGAGCAUGCUACUAUUAAGCGUGUGUUGUCUGCCGAACGACGUGAAAUCGGAUCUCCUAAUGAAUGCCGACCGUUUAAACAGUGCUCUAAAUAUUGUACGAUACUUUGCGCUGAGGGACACGCUUAAUCAUACAGGGUUCUGGAAUGUGAUGCCCGAAAUUGAGAUAAAACUGUUGCAGCCACUGGGGAAGGCUCUAGAUUUCUCCCUCGCACACUACAAAGCGUACAAGGAUCGCGUGGUGAACGGUCAAAGUGCUUCGGAUGAUGCUAUGAUAAAGGAACAAUUAAAUAUGCUCUCCAUGAAAAUAACAAACAGUGGCGUAGCGGGCGAGGGCGAUAGCACAAUGCCCGACAUUGGACAGAAACAGAAACUUGAAGUUCUCGGCAGCUCCAUAACCAGCCUCGAACAGCUACUCUAUUUAUAUUUGCGUACCAAUGAGUGCCUGGAGCAGAGUAGCCGCAAACGAAAGCAAACGGAGGUCUAAGAAAUUAGGUUACUCAUCUAAUAUACAUAUGUAUGCUUGUUUACUGCCAUAAGCAAAAAUUGUAAUCGUAGGGUAGAGAAUACAUCUUUACUAAAAUACAAAAAAGUUCUACAUAUUAUAAGUAGAAUGACUAACGA
This is a messenger RNA of Scaptodrosophila lebanonensis, 2168 nucleotides long. Its product is annotated as glomulin. NCBI's taxonomy places the organism in Eukaryota, Metazoa, Arthropoda, Insecta, Diptera, Drosophilidae. Bases 145 to 2031 code for a protein of 628 amino acids. The record is from RefSeq and is a predicted model, not a curated record. The transcript has a single exon. Gene Ontology annotation, cellular component: cytoplasm. Gene Ontology annotation, molecular function: ubiquitin-protein transferase inhibitor activity.